This is a messenger RNA of Lotus japonicus, 666 nucleotides long. RefSeq lists its product as uncharacterized. The record is from RefSeq and is a predicted model, not a curated record. The transcript has a single exon. Lineage: Eukaryota; Viridiplantae; Streptophyta; Magnoliopsida; Fabales; Fabaceae. Bases 1 to 666 code for a protein of 221 amino acids.
AUGCCGACGGAGCCGCCACUCUGUAAUCAACCCUCAUUUUCAUCUCCCAGUUUCAGCAGCGGUUACUCAUCGGAGACCGUCGCUCAGGUAGCCGCCAGAGUCAUUCACGAACUCCACCUUGACCCAAUUCACAACCCCUCCAUAAAACCAAACGACGCCGAUCAUCAACCAAACGACAACGACGAAUUCGAAUUCUCUUUCGUCUCCAAACACCCUCACCCUUCCCCUGUAUCCGCCGAUGACAUUUUCCGCAACGGCCGCAUCAUUCCCAAAUACCCCGCCGUCGCUCCUCCCGUUCCGCCAGAAACGGCGUCGCCGCGUCCUCGUCGAUUACCUCUGAGGAAGCUCAUGAUCGAGACGGAAGGCUGCGAUGGAUUCGGUAGCGCUGGCGGUGAUGAUCUCGCCGGUGUGGCUGAGGGGACGUACUGCGUGUGGACACCGCCGAGCAAGAAGAGCAGCUCGAAGCGGUGGAAGCUUUUUGACCUGCUGCAUCGGAGCCACAGCGAAGGGGGGAAAAAGGAGUCGUCGUUCCUGUUGAUGGGAUCCGGCGGAAAUGGUGGUGGCGCUGCGGCGUGGGCGAAGGUUGGGAGCCGAUCAAGCAGGAGGUUGUUCAUGCUGCCUCACCGCCCGGAACUGGUUAAUCGGAAUGGGCCGGGCCGGGUCUGA